AAAUUAUAUCAUUAUGCCGUCGUUAUUUGUUUGGUUUUUACUAGAAACAAUGACAAAUAAAGGAAAAUUCUCUGCUGCUUAAUACUUAUUACAAUGCUAUAUAGUAAUUAUCGGUUGUUAGAAAUGCCAAACGGUCCCGAACGCAACGUGACAUUUUGAAAUGACUUACCUAAGCCUGAUCUGAAUUUAUUGCUUGCUAUGCAUAACUAAUUGUUUGGUACUUUGCUUGUUGUACAUGGAUGGGAUAUAGUUUUGCUUCAAAGGGCAUACUCGGCUCUUAAUAGUUUAUUUGUUUAUAAUUACAGUAUACACGGUAUUUAUGGUAUGUGUGUCAAGACCUGUGUAUUGUUGUUUUUCGAGUGUUUGCAAUAAUAUGUGCCAAACACUACUAUUUCGCACUAGGAGUUAAACAGUAACCCGGGUAUAUGCGAGCCGGAAUCGUUUAGGCUAUUGUACCCAGGUACAAUAUUAGAACCCCGUACCUGACCAAUACAGCAAUAGGGCAUGUAAGUCACGUCAUGUGACCUCCGAGAAUUAACGAGAGUUUGCACUUCCGGGUACAAACAAACUACGAUAUGGCGCUGUCAAUUUUGUACUGGUCGAGAUACGUCGACGGCCAUGUGAAGCUUACACGAAAAAGUGAAGCAGCGGUAGAAAGCGGGAGAGUAUUACGAUUUUCCAUCGAUGAACUGAGAGUGAUACAGGCAAAUGUUCAAGCAACCAUGAGAGAUACGUCGUAUUCUGUCCAGGUAAACAAACAUCAUUUUGUGUAUUACACAUUACUGUACAGUAAAAAAAAAAACGAUUCAUUCCGAUUCAUAGUGCCUGCUGCCUUGGUUAAUAUCCAGGAACUGUUACUUUCAAACGAAAAUGUGUGGAGAACUACGUUUUAAAUAAUAACAAGUAUUUAUUGAUGACUAUAAUGAUGUAUUACAUAUCUUCUCUUCUGUCCAUCUUAGGGUUGAAAACGUUGAGUUUGAGGGUGAAGUACACCUGUCCAUUCAUGUAUAUAUAUGAUUACCCUUAUGCAUCUAUAAAAUAUUGUGUAUUUAUCAAAUAUUUACUUUUUUUACAACAGCAAAGAACCAAGUUGACAAAAAAAUCUUUGGUCUGGUAAAAGCUUGAGGUCUGUAUCGAUGUCUGUUGAAAAUGUUCUUAUCCAGGGCUCUUAAGAGGACUGUCACAGCAGACGACAGAUCAUUUCUAUAUAACUGCCUAGGGCAGUUAGGGCGUUUCACAGUUUGCGAAAUUGUUGGAGUUAAAUGUUGAUUUUUGUUACUGUUGUACAGUUGGGAUUGAAUAAUAUGUCUGUUCAUUGACGUUGUCAUUUUCAUUAUUUACCAUAAUUUGAUCAUCAUUUGUUUCUUCUGAUAAAAAAUGUUCUGCAUUCAAAAUAUUUGGUCUAAACUUUGAUAAAAUUUUCUGAAAUUGCAAAUGACAAAAUAAUAAUGUUUAGUAUAAUAAUUAAAUUAAUAUUGAUAAACAAGGAUCUUGUAAAAUAAUGAUAUAAACCUAUUCACACGAUUGUGCAUUGUAUGCAUGUUAUUUAUGUAAUAGUUAACUUUUGCAAUUUUCCUUUAAUUAAUGAAAUUUAUUAUUUACUAUCUACUUGUAGCUUUACACUGGAUUCUGUUGGAGGAACCCAAGCCGCCACAACUUCCAUUACCAGUGAUUGAAGAUGUGUUAGUCAGCGAAGGAUACUUUUCAUCAGAAGAUCCACGCACAUAUUUUAGGCGGUCACUUGUUCUGUCCCAGGAGAAGAUCACCCAGAUAGCCUUCAUGACAACCGGGCAGAGGGAAAACUCCCUUUGGGCAACCGCCAGAAAGCUGCGAUUCACUGCCUCCAACUUUGGACAAAUAAUUGCUGCUUCCAAACGCAAUCGAUUAUGUGCGUCCCUGAAGAAACGGCUACUGAGCGCCUACAAUCUUCAGAAGAGGGCGCCUAUCCAGUGGUGGAUAACUCAUGAGAAAAAUGGGUUAGAUGCAUAUUGCAGAACUGGAGGUGUGACAUUGGUACAAACUGGCAUUUGGCUUCAUGAAUCAGGCAUCUUUGGGGCUUCACCUGAUGGGUUUGUUCAAGGGGAUUAUUGUGGCCGCGUUCACCUUCAAGAGAAGGAACAGCCAGCAAUGUCACCAGACUUCAUCGAGGUGAAGUGCCCUUUCUCGGCCAAGGACAUGACUAUUACGGAGGCAUGCCAUUCAAACAAUGACUUCUACCUAGACUUAUCUCCAGAUGGCAGGAUGUGCUUGAAACGCUCACAUGACUACUGGCACCAAAUUCAGGGACAGCUUCAUAUUACUGGCACUCAGUGUUGUGAUUUGGUUGUUUGGACAACGAAAGCCAUGCAAAUUGUUAGAAUAUUAAAAGACAAUUCUUGGGCAAUUAGUAUGUCUUCUAUGAUUGAUUUUUACAUGUUGACAUUUUUACCAUCUCUAAAAUGAAGAUAUACUUUAU
This is a messenger RNA of Mya arenaria, 2455 nucleotides long. RefSeq lists its product as uncharacterized. The record is from RefSeq and is a predicted model, not a curated record. The coding region runs from base 1585 to 2442 and encodes 285 amino acids. The transcript is spliced from 4 exons. Lineage: Eukaryota; Metazoa; Mollusca; Bivalvia; Myida; Myidae.